CAGCGGUAUAUAUAGCCACAGUUCCACCUGUUCCAGCAUCAGACGCUAGACAACCAACAAGAUGAGCUCCCUCAGCCUGACCAUUGCCUUGUGCCUGGCCUGCCUGGCCGCCGCGGAUGUCUCCCAUUUGCCCAGCAGCUAUCUGCCGCCACCAAAGCCCGAGCAUGCCGUCUCCAUGAGCAUUGAGCAGCAGGAGCUGCGUGAGCUGCCCGAACAGGUGGAGUUCAUGCGGGAGAACGAGCAGGGCGUGAUGGAGGCCAUGCCCAGCAGUCUGCUGACACCGCCCGCACCCCUGGAGACCGAGCAAAUGGAUGCCAUGCUCUCCUCGCGCUACCUGCCGCCCGCACCACAAAUGGAGCAGCGCUCAGAGCCGGAAAUGAUGAUGCAGCAGCAGCAGCAGCAGCCACAGAUGGAGAUGGAGCCAGAGCAGCCACAGAUUGCCAUGCGCUACCUGCCACCUCCAGCAGCCACAUCAGAGGAGCAGCAGGACCAGCAGCUCACCUACCAGCAGUACCAGGAGCAGAUGCAGAUGCCACAGGAGGAGGAGCAGAUGCCCUACUACAUGGAUGUACAGCAGCCAAUGGCACCCACGGAUGUCGAGGCAGAGCCAGUGCCCGCCCACGAGCUCCGCUCCGAUGGCUAUCACUACAAACAGGCCGAGGAGCAGCUGCGUCUGAGGCAUUAGGUCACGGCUCAGUGACUCAAUCGUGGAAUGACGGCAUCGUGUGGAUUGCGUCAUUCGCUUGU
Drosophila subobscura is the source of this 747-nucleotide messenger RNA. RefSeq names its product nuclear transcription factor Y subunit beta. Bases 62 to 685 code for a protein of 207 amino acids. The record is from RefSeq and is a predicted model, not a curated record. NCBI's taxonomy places the organism in Eukaryota, Metazoa, Arthropoda, Insecta, Diptera, Drosophilidae. The transcript has 2 exons.